This is a messenger RNA of Mizuhopecten yessoensis (Yesso scallop), 4612 nucleotides long. Its product is annotated as PDZ domain-containing protein 8-like. Gene Ontology annotation, cellular component: mitochondria-associated endoplasmic reticulum membrane contact site. The coding region runs from base 159 to 3953 and encodes 1264 amino acids. Gene Ontology annotation, biological process: mitochondrial calcium ion homeostasis. The transcript is spliced from 23 exons. Gene Ontology annotation, molecular function: lipid binding; protein binding. The record is from RefSeq and is a predicted model, not a curated record. Lineage: Eukaryota; Metazoa; Mollusca; Bivalvia; Pectinida; Pectinidae.
CACGGACAGAAUCGACUUAAUUGAUGGUAACUGGUAAGCAGAAGACUGGUUUCUGCUGACAUGAUACACUGUCGGAAUGGAAAGUGAAUACUGUAUCAGUCACACACGACGGCAAGCAUGUAACCCAUUAGACAAGAUGGCGACCUUACAGUGACACGAUGUUUGUCACCAUAGCUGUGUGCUCAUUCCUGCUGGGGGUGGGUCUCACCCUGCUGUCACUCUACCUGAUCUAUAAGAGCCAGCUGCGCUUGAUGCCACAAGCAAACAUUCCCCAUGUUCCUCAGUUUGCUCCUUACAAAUUACCAAAGGAACUUUUGAAGUUGUUGAAGGACCCUGGUCAGCUUGGUAAAAAAGAAGAUUGUAUUUACCUGAACCUGCUUUUUCAGUUUUUGUUUAAAGAACUGAAAGACUCCAAACGAAUCAGACAAUGGGCUGUAAGGAAGAUGAAUGUUGAGUUUGAGGAAAUGAUGCAGACAACUACUGGGAAGCUGAUCGACCAGAUAUCAGUAAGAGACUUCAGUAUGGGGAGCUCCUUCCCCGUGCUUAAAUCUGUCGCUGUACAGAAGGCUAAAAUAGAACAUGAAGAUCAUCUAGAGGUGUUAGACCUGGCCAUGGACAUAGAUUACAGUGGAGGGUUCCAGCUAGCUGUUGAUAUUGACCUUGUGUUUGGAAAGUGGGCAUACUUGUGUGUGACCAUUACCAGUCUAAGAGGCAUGGGCAGGCUUCAACUAUCACGCCAGCCCUACACUCACUGGUCCUUUUCAUUUUAUGAGGAGCCACAGAUUACCUUCAGUAUAGCUUCAAGAUAUGGCGGCAAAGCUCUCCCUCAAAUCACCUCACUAGUCAUCACACAGAUAAAGAGAUCAUUAAGAAAGAAACACAUAUUGCCAAAUUACAAGAUGAGAUUUCGACCCUUCUUUGACCGCCCAGAGGAAUUUAAACCUGUGAAGGAAUUGCGAAUCCAUGGUAACAGAAUAGGUGAAGGUCAGCUACAGGUGACGAUCGUAGAGUGUAGCCGUCUGUCCAUCACUGAGGUACCGGCCAACUGUCAGCUGUACUGUACACUGUCUUUAGACAACAUGCAGUGGUCGGAGUUAGUGGAGCUACAGAAGAAAGUAUGGGAUGUUUUGGACAUUGAGAUUGCCACAGUGCCUACAACCUCCAUAGGACUGAAUAUGAAGGAGGACUUCCUGCUGGAGAAGUAUGAGGAUGUGGUGGUAGUGGAUAGUGUUGUACCUAAAUCACCGGCUGCCAUGGCAGAUGUUAGAAAGGGAGACAUCCUUGUCAGUGUGGGAACUUCACGGGUUACCUCAUCUAAACAGGCCAAAAAACUAUUUAAGAAUGCUGGAGACAGGUUUACUGUCCGUAUAGAGAGACCCAAGUCCAAAGGUCAGCAGUACCAGGAUGUACCACAAACUGAGGAGACAUUCCUGUCGUUGGAUGUAGAUGGUGAUUCCGUUGGACAAGAAAAGUCAAGUGACCAAACGGAGGACUUUGUACACAUCAGCUUCAAACUAGCAGACUAUGAGGACAAGAAAGUUAAACCAGGAGUCAAAGAUGUUACAGAAAAACAAGGUCAAGUGGGGUUCAAGGACACAGCAGAAAAAAUGUCACAGAAACAAGGGGUCAUGUCGUUGGUAAACACAGGGAAAGCAUUAUUACAGAGGAAGGUGAAAGGUCAAAUAGAUGGAGACAAGGUCAGUGCUUCCUUAUCUUCCUCAGCGGUGGAGACAUCUGCUCGAACUCCCAAGGUAUUAACUCAUACCCAGUCUGCAUCAUCCUCUCCCCGGAAGGAGGCCAACCUCAAGUCUGCAAGGCAGCGAGCCCAUAGUGACACAUCACUCAUUACGGUACAGGAUGACCUUGACGACGAUGGAGGUAGUGACGGAGAGGAUUUACCUGAUCAGGAUGACCAGUCAUGUGACAAGCACAAGACAGAAGAGGUCGCCUCUCGACAGAACCCAAAAUGGAAUGAGAAGUUUAUGCUACAUGUGGAUAAGGAUGACUGUUACCUCAAUGUGUGUGUCUGGUGUAAAAUUCCUCCCAAACUGGACAAACAUGACAGAGUUAUUAAACCAGGCAAGGAGAUUCUGCUGGGACAUGUGAGUCUACCGGUACCGGAUAUAUGUCUCGACUGUUUGAUGACCACACAGGGAGACUCCCAGCAUACCAUUCCUCUAGUACACGCAGACCCAAGGGCUGGGGCAAGCCGUGCUAAAUUUUCCAACCUUGCAAGUCAUAAAGGUUUUGAGCCAUCCCUGUGUAAUGGGGACAUAACUCUUGCGUUUUGGCACAAGCCUUUCAAGAUGUCGGAUGAGGUUAGGAAAAAGAUGACGAGAGUGAAGGGAGAGGUCCACACAGAAUCUCUGCCUCCAGAUCUACCACCGGCUGUAGCUAAAGAGGCUGCCACCGACAGCAUUAAAAAGAUUGAAGAAGGUCGACAUGAUUUUACUGGGACUAAUUUUAACACGGCAACUUAUUGUGAUCUUUGUGGAAAGAAGAUUUGGUUGAAAGAAGGAUCCCAGUGUUAUACCUGUUCUAUAAUUUGUCACAAGAAAUGUAUGGAGAAGUGUCAGGCUCAGACUCUGUGUACCUUGAAAGGACCAAAGGUACGUAACUUCCCUUCUCAGUCCUGGAAGAUUCCCAUUACCAGGGCCGAGGCUGAGCGCAGGAAGGCAAAGGAGGGAGCUGCACAGAAGACUGGAGGACUGCUGAGUAAAUUCCGCAAGGACAGCAGUCUAGAGAGGAAACAGGCUGCUGCUGUGGCAAGCACUCUGAAAGCUCCUUCCCCUGAGCGACUUACUGUUCCCCAAUCCUCACCCAACCUGUCCCCACAGCUAAGUCCACAGUUAAUCCGACGACGAAACUCUGCCCCGGCCCCAGACAAGGACGGUGGGGCAGAGGUGGAGAAACAGACAUCCUCAGAGUCAUGGCUGUCGGACGGUUCACAUUCCUUUCCACACACUCGUUCCACCACUUCCAUACAGUCACUCACAAGCAGCCUUUCCAACUCUGACAUGAUCUUCAAGGAAAAGGAAUUAUUUGAUAGCUCAGAUGAAUCGGAUGGGGAAAUGGCAGCAGAACUACAAGAACGUAUGGCCAAAAUGAAAAAGGUCAAAGGUCACAACAACCUAGACGAAAUGGUUGUUAUGGCUGCGAAGGAAAUGGGAAAGGAACUAUUUGCCGAACUCUCAUUGGAGGAAAGGAAAGAAAAACUUGACAACAUGGUAAUGAAAUUACAGAAAGAGAUUGACAAAGAGUCUGAGAACAAAACGGAACUACUGAGGAUGGAACAGGAUGUGUCUGAUCCAGCCCAAAAGGACAGCAUACGGAAGCGCCAGGCCAAGUCGGACGAGAAGGUAGAGGCUAUGAUGAUGAUGAUGCUGCACUAUUGUGCAGGCCUUCAGUACUGUCUGGACCAGGAAGGGGAGGACAGACAGAGGGCAAAGUCCCAGCCCACAAUGGAACCAAUCAUGGAUGAGCUAGUUGUUACCGAUGUUCAGAAAGGAGACUCUGCCUCUUCAGAGUCUGAAAAAGAAGCUUCUUUUACUGACGUGAUACAGAAAACAAGCAGUGAUCUACCAGUUUCUGACCAGAAAGAUUUAAAUUGGUGUUUGUCAGAAUCACCAGACACAGACUUCUGUGUGGGAACAGAACACUCCCAAGCUAUUAAAAUCAAGGGGACAGAAAUCCCCUCAUUUGGAGUUCAUUUCAAAAACUGUGAUCAGACAGUAAUGUUUACAACUGACACUGAUGAGGAGGAUGUUGGUGCAGGCAGUGAUCUGGUGACAAGUACAGCAAUAUCUGAUGGCUCCCUGGAGCUGGACGAUGAUGAGUGUGACAAGGAUGAGGAAGCGGAUGACAGGGACGUGACCUUAUCUGGACAACUGCCCAUGUUUGAUAUGGCAGAUGAUGAUUUUGAACUGUCACUAGCAGAAGAUAAAAUAAUUUAAUAGAUAUUUAUUUAUUCAUUAGUUACAUGAAACCUCAAGUAUUGUAUACAAAUGCAGGCUGUAAUUCUGUUUUAUUUUUAUGAUAAAUGUACUUUGUACUGUCAGCAUCUCCACAGGACCAACGUGUUUGUCAUACUAUAGCAUUGUUAAGGUAAUCAUUCUCAUAGUUUUCAUGACUUUGAUCUUCAUGUAAAUGUCAGCAAAUCUCAUUUAAACAUUUUUAAAAUAAGUCAAACAGAAUUCCUUGACUCCUUAAAAAAGCAUCAUUCCGUCAUUCCAUAAAAUGGCCAUGGUAACCUACAUAUUCACAGUCUUACUAACUCGUCCUGUGAACUAGAGAUGGUAAGAACCAGGACCUGAUAUUGUAGGGAUGCGUCAGACCAUCACCAGUGUAAACUAGAGAAGGUAAGAACCAGGACCUGAUAUUGUAGGGAUGCGUCAGACCAUCUCUAGUGUAAACUAGAGAUGGUAAGAACCAGGACCUGAUAUUGUAGGGACGCUGUCAGACCAUCACUAGUGUAAACUAGAGAUGGUAAGAACCAGGACCUGGUAUUAUAGGGACGCUGUCAGACCAUCACUAGUGUAAACUAGAGAUGGUAAAAACCAGGACCUGAUAUUGUAGUGACGCUGUCAGACCAUCUCUAGUGUAAACUAGAGAU